UACCUUGUAAAUAACAAGAUGAAGUUUGAGAAUAUACUGGCAGAGGUGGAUGGCUUGGGGAAAUUCCAAAUAAGGACGAUCCUGUUGAUGGUGAUUCCUCGUGUGACUUUGCCUUUUCACUUUUUGCUGAAUAAUUUUAUUGCGGUGAUUCCUUCUCACCACUGUGACAUCAGCUCUCUGGAUGAUGGAGAUAUGUUUAGGAAUUUAUCCCAGGCAAAGAGGGCUAUCGUGAGUAUUCCAGUGCAGGAGGACGGGACGCAAAGCUCCUGUCAGAUGUUUGCAGAGCCACAGUAUCACCUGCUGCUCAACUCCACCAACAUCACUGAACUACCCACAGUGCCGUGCAGGAAUGGAUGGGUGUACGACAACUCAACCUUCAAGUCUACUCUGGCCUCAGAUUGGGAUCUGGUUUGUGAUAACAGAAGAGUGAACAGAGCCACGGCCACUAUCUUCUUCAUGGGGGUAAUGCUUGGAGCGGCGGUGUUUGGAUAUCUUAGUGACAGGUUUGGCAGGAGAACGAUGCUUCUCGUGUCCUACAUUGCAACCACCUUCUUUGGAUUUGCCAGCGCUUUCUCGCAUAAUUUUGCCAUGUUUGCUGUCAUGAGGUUCUGCACUGGAGUAGGAAUAUCCGGAAUAAGUAUAAUCACCAUUGUCCUUUGUAUUGAAUGGGUGGACAUCAAGCAUCGCACUGCAGUGGGUGUUUUGCUAAGCCUGGACUGGAGUUUUGGCACUGCUAUGCUGCCUGUUAUCGCUUACUUUGUGAAGGACUGGAGAUACCUAACAGCCACAGUAACCGCUCCACUUUUUCUGGCAAUGGUCACCUGGUGGUGGCUCCCUGAAUCUGCCAGGUGGUUGAUAAGUAAUGGAAAGGUCCAAAGAGCUCAUUUUUACCUGAACAAAUGUGCACAAAUGAAUGGCAGAGAGCAGUUCAUGGCUGACUUAAAGCCUGAGGUUCUUUCCAAAGUAAUACUUGUAGAAAAUGAUAAAAGAAAAUAUUCCUAUUUGGAUCUCUUCAGGACACCCAGGAUGAGGAGAGUGGCUCUCCUUACUGGCAUUGUGUGGUUUGGAGUGACCUGUGCAUAUUAUGGAAUAAGCUUUAAUGUAACUGGCUUCGGUGUGAACAUUUACCUCACACAGUUCAUCUACGGUGCCUCUGAAGUUCCAGCUAAGGUGUUCAUCUUUUUAACCCUAAACAAAAUUGGUCGACGGUUGAAUCAAGCUGGAACACUCUUUAUGACCAGCCUGUGUAUCCUCUGCAGCAUGUUUAUCCCACCAGAUAAGGGGCCAUUCAGGACAGCUGUGGGGGCUUUGGGCAAGAUGUUUGCAGAGGGAGCAUUUACGACUAUAUUUCUGUACACAACAGAGCUUUAUCCAACUGUAAUGAGGCAAAAUGGACUGGGUUACUGCUCCUUCAUCGCUCGUUUUGGCGUGUCUGUAUGCCCUCUCAUCAUGGUUCUUGAAGAAGUGUGGGGCCAUUUACCAAAUACUAUUUUCGCUUUGGUGGCUUUUGUUGGAGGAGUGUCAGCCUCUUGUCUCCCUGAGACAACCAACGUCCGUCUACCAGAGACUUUAGAGGAUGUGGAACGGACAAGAUGA
This is a messenger RNA of Labrus bergylta (ballan wrasse), 1596 nucleotides long. Lineage: Eukaryota; Metazoa; Chordata; Actinopteri; Labriformes; Labridae. The record is from RefSeq and is a predicted model, not a curated record.